Molecule: messenger RNA, 870 nt
Organism: Limanda limanda (common dab)
Lineage: Eukaryota; Metazoa; Chordata; Actinopteri; Pleuronectiformes; Pleuronectidae
Product: B- and T-lymphocyte attenuator
Exons: 6
Coding region: 1-870 (289 amino acids)
Biological process (GO): immune response-regulating cell surface receptor signaling pathway
Cellular component (GO): plasma membrane
Molecular function (GO): signaling receptor activity
Source: RefSeq, a predicted model, not a curated record
AUGGACAGAACCUCAUACACUUAUCUGAUGAUCUUUUUCAUAUUGGUUUCCAUCUAUGGAAGAACUGAAGGCUUGUUUCCCUCAUGUCAGCUGAGCGUGCGGAGAAGCACUGCGCUGAUGAGAGCGCCAAACCAGACUGUGACGAUCAGCUGUCCCGUCAAACACUGUGGAAAGUCAGUGAACGUCAGCUGGUGUAAAAUACUGGACACAAACAUGUGUGAACAGAUAAUAAACACACAGAAUGUGGAAAUAAGGCAGAGACACGACAAUGUGAAGAAUCUACUGGUCUCUAGUUUAACUUUCAAAUGGAUUUCUGCUCAAGAUGGAGGCCUGUACAGAUGUGAAUUAAAAGGAAACAGGUUGGGGGCAAUCAGUCACAUCAUCAACAUCUCAGUUUCAGACAAACAUGAGGAGUCAACACACAAUUUUGCUGUUGUGUCUCUACCCGCUCCUGGUGAGGAGGCUGAGGACUGGCUGCCCUACUUCUACAUCUGCACUGGCAUCGCUCUUGUGGUUUUCACAUUAUUGGCCUUUACCCUCCUGAGUUCUUACGGCUGGAAACAAAUACUGACCCACAAGUCAAUGAAGGGGAAGGAAACAUCCACUCGUACGAUACCGGACCUGCCCAAGUGGAGCGCUCCUUCCUCUCCCGUCACGUUUGUUCCAAGCGACAUCCACUCUCUAGGGACACCACCUUCCCUUAUCACCAGUGGGAUCCAGCCUUUGGCGGAGGCCGCAGACGUGCACAAAGCAGACUGUGCCGUGUACGCCACCAUCAACCAUGCACAGGCUGGGAGACCUGUCAGUAAACCGCAUGCUGCCUCUGAAGGAGACACAAACCCUCAGUAUGCUGCUGUCAAUGUUUCCUAA